Tetrahymena thermophila SB210 is the source of this 1329-nucleotide messenger RNA. RefSeq lists its product as hypothetical. NCBI's taxonomy places the organism in Eukaryota, Ciliophora, Oligohymenophorea, Hymenostomatida, Tetrahymenidae. The transcript has a single exon. The record is from RefSeq and is a predicted model, not a curated record.
AUGAAUCACAUUGAUAGCGCAUUAAACUUCCAACUUCCCUUCUCCAACACAUCAAAUGCUUUUGAACAAUUUGAUUUCACCCUCAAAAAGACAGACUCCUGUGACUUUCUUAAUUUUGGUAACGUGUUAAAUCCUUUGGCAACACUGACACAUAACAAAAGCAUAGUGAAUAACAAUAAUAAUAAUAAUUCUAAUAAUGCUAAUUUCAACAACAGCAAGGCUCAAAACACUCACAAUGAAGUAGCCCCAUUCCCUUGGCUUAAUCAACAUGAGUAAGAGAAUAAUAAUUAUGGAAACCACUUCUAAGAAGCUAAUAAUUUCAGCUUAAAUUAUGUAAGUAGCUUUCCAGCUGUCUGCGAAAAUAGAAAAAACUACAACCACAAUGACGAAUAUGAUUUUAUGAAUUUAAACUCAGAUGAUAAUGAAAAUCACUUUGACAACAUCAGCAACUUCCACAAUAGCGAAAUGGAUUUCUUUUAGAGAAACCACUUUGAAAGUGAAAUAGAAUAAGUUAAAACUAACCAAUCAUUUUUUAAUUAAGUCCUAACUGAAUAAAAGAAUUAGUAAAUUAAUUUCUUUGAUUAACAGCUUUAAAGCUAAAAAAAUUAAAUUCACAAUAAUUACACUGUCGAGCCUUAAAAUAGUUUCUGUGAAGCUAACUUGCUUAAGAUCGAUGAUUUCAAAGAAAUGCCUCCUGAGAUGAUAAUUGAACCAUACAGCGAAGAAGAAUAGCGCUAAAUUAGAGAAGAAAAUGAAAGACGCGAAAGAGAUGGGCAACCCAAAAUUUGCGAAAGAGACCUUCAUGGAAGAAGAUAUGAAAAGAUUAUUUAAAAGAGACGUGACUACGAUAAGAAUAUUUGUCGUUACAUUGCUCGUUAAAUGAUGCGUUGCUUUAUUUCUGAAGAAUAUAAGGAAAUCAUUCUCAAGCGCUUCUGCUAAGAAAGUGAAGAAACAUAUGAAAAAAUUGUUCCUUUCAUUAGAUCCAGCAUCCCUAAAAUUUCUGGCCACAGAGCCUUCAAAGACUUGCUAGCUAUCCUUAAAGAAGAAGAAGAGGAUGUUAAAUAGCAGAAACUAAUAUUUAGAAAAUUCGCUAAAUGGUUCUUAAGAGAACGCUCCUUAAGAUACAUAAUGCUAGGAAAUUCAGAAGAUAAGACUCAGUAUAUUCGUUUUAAGAAUCAAGUUAUGCUUCAUUUCAUCAAUAAGCCUGAAUAGUGGAACGCUAAUUUGAAAAUCAACCCAAAACCGUUCAAAGUGAGAAAUAUGUCAUUCAACCAAUAUUCCAAUCCAGUUUAUCAAGACGCAACUACUUCGUCUUAAGAUUAAUUCUGA